UCCAAACAAUUGUUGCGUAAUUUGAAACCACGAGGCGGGGCGCCGCCGUUUGGUUUGCGUGCGCCUGACAGCUCGUCCCGCUACCAUGGUCUCAUUUCUGCGCCUGUUCUGGAGGCGCGGCCUGGGACUCCGUCUGCGGACCACCAGACCCAGCUGGGUAUCUCGCCGCUCCAGCAGCUGCCCAAGCCGACCUGCGCAGAGCGCCGCCUGCACUAGCGCCUCCCUCAUGGGCGCCCGGAUCGACUUCUCCCCCGCCGGCCGGAGCCUCUUCGACAAGCCGCUGGGUAUCUCGGUGUCGGGGCUGCGGCCCCAGCAAGAGGUCACGCUCCGGGCGUCGCUGCAGGACGAGAGCGGGGUGCCCUUCGAGUCGCUCGCGCUUUACCGGGCGGACGGCAGCGGGCAGCUGGACCUGAGCCGCUCGCCGGCGCUGCAGGGCGGCAGCUUCUCCGGCCUGGAGCCCAUGGGGCUGCUGUGGGCGCUGAAGCCGCGCAAGCCCUUCAGGCGGCUGGUGAAGCGCGACGUGCAGCGCCCCUUCAGGCUGGAGCUGGAGGUGCUCGAAGGACACGGAGAGCCGGCCCUCGCGGGACGUGUCCUCGCCAAGGGCACCCACGAGAGGGGCUUCCUGCGCGCCGGCGUCCAGAGGAUCCCCGUGCGGGACGGGCGGGUCCGCGCCACCCUCUUCCUGCCCCCGGGUGAUGGUCCCUUUCCUGGAAUCAUUGAUAUUUCAGGAACUGGAGGAGGACUUUCAGAAUACCGAGCCUGUCUGAUGGCCAAUUAUGGCUUUGUAACAUUAGCAUUGGCCUAUUAUGCUUAUGAAGAUCUUCCCAAAGAUAUGAAGGAAUUUCAUCUGGAGUAUUUUGAAGACGCUCUGAACUAUAUGCUGAAACAUCCAAAGGUUAAAGGUCCAGGAGUUGGACUGCUGGGACACUCAAAAGGUGGUGACCUGUGUAUCUCUAUGGCCUCUUUCUUAAAGGGUGUCACUGUUACAGUCACUAUUAAUGGCUCUGUGGCCAAUGUAGCUGCAACACUGCGCUACAAGGACAUCACCAUUCCACCUCUUGGUUUCAAUGCAGAGCGGGUCAAACUUGACAAGUCUGGUGUUGCUGACAUUCUGGAUGUAAUGAACAACCCACUUGAGGGCCCCGAUCGCCAAAGUUUUAUUCCAUUGGAGAAGGCUGAAGGACGCUUCCUCUUCAUCGUAGGCCAGGAUGACCACAACUUUAAGAGCGAAUUCUUUGCUGUGGAAGCCUCCAAGCGGUUACAGGCUCAUGGAAAAGAAAAACCUGAGAUAAUUUGCUAUCCUGGAGCAGGACAUUAUAUUGAGCCUCCAUAUUUUCCUAUGUGCGCAGCUUCAAUGCAUCUCUUGGUGGGCAAACCAGUGAUCUGGGGAGGGGAGCCCAGGGCUCAUGCCGCAGCACAGGUGGAUGCAUGGGGUCGGAUUCAGACCUUCUUCCGCAAACACCUCGAUGGAAAACAAGGUGAAGAACACAGCAAGCUAUGAGAUGUUGCUCAGAAGAGGUGUUUUAUCAGAUAACGGGUGUGUGGCCAAUUGUUUUUUGUUCCUGUUCUUAUACAUAACAAUAAAUCUGUUUGAUCUAACAAUUCUGCGGACAGGGAACUCAUGUUGAUAGAGUGCUUUACAAGCAACAUGAGAAAACUUUUGUAUAAGGGACCUCUAAGAAUCCCCAACUACAAAAAUAAACUACAAAUGAUGUGUAUUAUACAAACCUCUGGUGCAAUCACAUUUAGCAUAUGGUGUAGACUUCUGGUCACCUCACCUCAUAAAGCAAAUGGUAGAGUUGGGAAAGGGCAGCCAAAAUGAUCAAAGGGAAGGAGAAACUCCAUUAGGUUACAACAUUUGGAUCUUUCUAGUUUAGAGAAAAAAGUGAGUAAGAGGUGAAAGUGGAUAAAGUUUUUCUCCUCUCUUAAUACUAGAACUUGGGGAUAAAGCUGAACCUUGGAAGAUUCAGGACAAACAGAAGAAAGUAUUUCACACAGCACAUAGUGAAAUGCUUGGCAGGGGGUUGGACUGGAUGGCCCUUGAGAGCCAGUGUGGUGUAGUGGUUAAGAGCGGUAGACUCGUAAUCUGGAGAGCCGGGUUCGUGUCUCCGCUCCUCCACAUGCAGCUGCUGGGUGACCUUGGGCUAGUCACACUUCUCUGAAGUCUCUCGGCCCCACCCACCUCACAGGGUGUCUGUUUUGGGCAGGGCCGUCUUAAGCGCCCCUGGCGCCGUGGUGCACCAGAUCCUUCCGGCGCCCUCCCGCCCCG
Molecule: messenger RNA, 2269 nt
Organism: Zootoca vivipara (common lizard)
Lineage: Eukaryota; Metazoa; Chordata; Lepidosauria; Squamata; Lacertidae
Product: acyl-coenzyme A thioesterase 1
Biological process (GO): acyl-CoA metabolic process; fatty acid metabolic process
Molecular function (GO): fatty acyl-CoA hydrolase activity
Source: RefSeq, a predicted model, not a curated record